Molecule: messenger RNA, 1527 nt
Organism: Penicillium angulare
Lineage: Eukaryota; Fungi; Ascomycota; Eurotiomycetes; Eurotiales; Aspergillaceae
Product: SET domain-containing protein
Exons: 4
Biological process (GO): peptidyl-lysine monomethylation
Cellular component (GO): nucleus
Molecular function (GO): protein-lysine N-methyltransferase activity
Source: RefSeq, a predicted model, not a curated record
AUUAUCCAUCGCUCCAACACCAUGAAGCGCGAAUAUCUCCCUUUGGACUCAUUGCCGGCGUGGCUGAAACUGAAUGGCAUUGUUACAAAAGAUGUCGCUGUUCAGAAAGUAGGCUCUGAUGAGUCGGACAUCGAUAAAGGCAAUGCCAUAGUCGCAACUGCGACCAGGUCAAAUGAUUGUCCUGUUGCCCCUCCACAAGUCCUCUUACAAAUUCCUCGAGACUUGGUUUUGUCUCUUGAAACAGUUCAGGACUAUUCCAAGUCUGAUGCUGACCUCCGUGAGGUACUGCAGGCAGCGGGUGAAUUUGGCAGGACGAUGAGAGGCUCGGUUUUGAUAUUUCUUCUUGUUCAAAUUACGCACAACAAUUUGCAAGGAUCUCGAAAGAUAGGGGUAUCGAGCCCAUGGUCAGAGUAUAUCAAGUUCCUACCGCCAACUUUCUCCCUUCCAACCUUAUGGUCGGAAGAGGAGCAAGAGUUGUUAAGGGGAACUUCUCUUGGGACUGCUGUAGAAGCGAAAAUGAACUCUCUUCAGAAAGAGUUUGAUUUCCUUCGUCAGGCUACAGAGAAUAUAUCCUGGUGUCAAGAGCGUUGGUGGAAUGAGAGCUCAGGAGACUUGAGUUUCGAGGACUGGGUGUAUGUCGACGCCGCUUAUCGUUCCCGCAUGUUAGAUUUGCCUGGGAGUGGACAUUCAAUGGUGCCAUGCAUCGAUAUGGUCAAUCAUGUGGCAGGGUCAGCUACAAAAGCUCUAUACGACGCAGACUCAGAAGGCAAUGCAAUUCUUCAGUUGCAUCGGGACAAGACUCUCGAGGCGGGAGAGGAGGUUACUAUAUCAUAUGGCGACCGAAAGUCAGCGUCGGAGAUGAUAUUCUCCUAUGGAUUCCUGGACGAUGAUAUGUUCGGUACGUCUCAGGUCAUGCUGGAUAUUGAAUUCCCAGAGGAUGAUCCUCUUGGCGUUGCAAAGAAAAUCAUUUGCAAAGAUACCCCUGGGAUUCGAUUAUCCGCAUCUCAAGAUCCAUAUAAACCCAGCCUAGUAUCUUCUACUGGUUUCGGGGACAUCACUUGGGAUAGCCCACUUAUGUGGUGGUCGAGCGUGAACGAAGAAGAUGGGCUUGAGAUUGGAGUUGCACAAACCAACGACGGAAGCCGAGAAUUGGAAGCGAAGUGGAGAGGCGAGAAAGUCCAGUCACCUGCCCAACUUGCGGAAAUCCUUGCCUCUGAUCCCUUGGUAGAAGUUUUCCAACUUCGUGCUGUUGUUUUGGUACUUGAACGCUUAGAAACACAGUUGUCACUCCUUCAUCAGGCAGACCAAAUCUUGGAGAACUUCCGGGAGAGACCAGAACUUCUUAUUAGGGCGUUCAGACCUGAGAUUUUCUUUUUGGUUUGUCGAUUACGAAAACUUGAGGCUGAUUUGCUGCAAAGAGCUGUUGAGGAUCUUUUGCAACAGAAAAUCGAACUAAUGAAGUCGGAAACUGUUGCAACCUUUCUCACUAGUCAGUCCCAAUCGGAGGAGGCGGAGGACUUUUCAUGA